Prunus armeniaca (apricot) is the source of this 237-nucleotide messenger RNA. The record is from the annotation of a GenBank genome assembly. NCBI's taxonomy places the organism in Eukaryota, Viridiplantae, Streptophyta, Magnoliopsida, Rosales, Rosaceae.
AUGAUGGGAAGAAUGACAAAGAGAUUUAUAAGAAACUUGAAGAGGAUAUCACCGCUUCUGGUUGCUGCUUGUGCUGGUGUUAGAGGUGUUCCAUUGACCCCAAAUGAGAAGCAAACAAUGUUAGACCUCCUCACACCACCGCCUUCACGAGGGUUGAAACUAAGAAACUAUGGAACAAUGGUGUGCCUUCUUCCAAAUGAGACAUUCUUUGUAUCAAUUCAAGGAAGACCAAAAUGA